GACACUAAAAAAGGUGGCAAAACAAUAAACAAAUGUACAAUAUACACUCAACAAAAAGAAAUUUUGGAUAUAAACAAAUUUAAUAUUUGGAUAAAGCGCGGGAAAAUCUCCUAAAAUAGUUAAAAAAAAGGUUAAACCGGCCCGGUUCAUAGUCAAAAAGUAUGCUCCUCUUGAAACACGCAACGCCCACGUCUUCCUAUCUCCGAGACUCCGACAGCAAGGUUACUUAACAGUUAAUCAAACUAGAUUCGCUUUCUUCCAUCACUAAUCUUCUGACUUUUUCUAUUUCUGCCCCAAAUCUUUUUCAAAUUCAUAUAAAUAACCAAACACUUGUUCUUCUUCAUUCCCCCUUCGUCUUCCUCCUCCUAAAUCACCGGCGAUAAUGGAAUGCUCUGCAACUCCUCCCAAGCUUUAUCCAACCGUCGACACUUCAACCACCGUUGCUCCUCUCCCUAAGUCCUCUUCCUCCUCCUCUUCUACUAAUAAUAAUAAUCUCUAUCCUUCAAUCAAUGUCAAUGAUCUUGUCAACAAUAUCUUCCCCGAUCCCACCGCCUCUGACUCAGCUUCAGCGCCUCCUCUCGCGACGGAGGAAGUGAUUCUCACAAUCCACGGCGCGAUGGUCCACCUCAUUGACAAAUCCUACAGCGUAGAGCUCGCUUGCGGCGAUCUCGAGAUUCUCCGUCUUGUUCAAGGAGAUAUCACCGUCGCGGUUUUCGCUCGCGUCGGUGACGAGAUCCAAUGGCCGUUGACUAAAGACGAACCCGCCGUUAAAGUCGAUGAGUCUCAUUACUUCUUCUCGCUCCGACCCGUUAAAGAAUCCGAGUCAUCGGAUCAUUCAGUCAACGAAACAGAGAACGAGAUGUUGAACUACGGAUUAACAAUGGCUUCGAAAGGUCAAGAACCGAUGCUUGAGAAGCUAGACAAGAUCUUAGCUGAUUACAGUAGUUUCACAGCGGAGGAGAAACAGAAAGAAGAGAACGUUUUGGAUUUGACGGCGGCGAAGGAGACUUCACCGGAGGAGCUGAAGGGAAAGAGGAAAAAGAUGGUGGAGAAGCAGUGUACGGCUUAUUGGACGACUCUGGCUCCGAAUGUUGAGGAUUACAGUGGCGUUGCAGCGAAACUGAUCGCUGCUGGUUCUGGUCAAUUGAUUAAAGGGAUCUUAUGGUGUGGGGAUCUCACAAUGGAUAGACUCAUGUGGGGAAAUGAUUUCAUGAAGAAGAAGUUGUCCAAAGCAGAGAAGGAGAGACAAGUUAGUCCUGGAACUUUGAAACGUCUCAAAAGAGUAAAGAAGAUGACAAAAAUGACAGAGAAAGUGGCGAAUGGUGUGCUCUCUGGUGUUGUUAAAGUUUCUGGAUUCUUCUCGAGUUCAGUGAUAAAUAGCAAAGCUGGGCAGAAACUCUUUGGGCUUCUUCCUGGAGAAAUGGUUCUUGCAACACUUGAUGGAUUCAACAAGGUUUGUGAUGCUGUCGAAGUAGCAGGAAGACACGUUAUGAAAACAACUUCAGAUGUAACUACUGAAAUCGUCGAUCACAAGUAUGGAGCAAAGACAGCACAAGCGACAAACGAAGGGCUUAGCGCAGCAGGGCAUGCUUUUGGAACGGCGUGGACUGUUUUCAAGAUUAGACAAGCUCUUAACCCCAAGAGUGCCAUGAAGCCAUCAUCACUCGCUAAAACCGUAGUUAAAACGGCAGCUAAAGAGAGAAAGAAGGGGAAAAAAAGUUCUAAGUAGGCUAAUGGACGUUGUGUUGUUUGUAUAUCAAUAUCAUUGCCUUGGUACAUAAGCAUUAAACAGACCAUAGAGGUUUGAAAAUAUUAGAUUUUGUUGUGUUGUGUUGUUGUUGAUGCAAAAGUGUUUUGCUUCUUCAAGAAUCAUGAGAUUUAUACAAAUAUUUAUACAAUUUUAGAUAAUGUGUUUGAAUUGGUAACCGCUAAAUAGCAUAUAAAGUGAGUAUAAUUUGUCCCUGAUCUCGCAAGUUUCCAAUAAAAUUGAACAAACCUUUCCAAUAAGUCAUCUGUAUUUGUAUAUACUGACUGAUCCGAUUUAAUAAGAAC
This is a messenger RNA of Arabidopsis thaliana (thale cress), 2052 nucleotides long. RefSeq names its product Senescence/dehydration-associated protein-like protein. The transcript is spliced from 4 exons. The record is from RefSeq and is marked reviewed. Bases 383 to 1729 code for a protein of 448 amino acids. Lineage: Eukaryota; Viridiplantae; Streptophyta; Magnoliopsida; Brassicales; Brassicaceae. Gene Ontology annotation, cellular component: chloroplast.